Molecule: messenger RNA, 6156 nt
Organism: Medioppia subpectinata
Lineage: Eukaryota; Metazoa; Arthropoda; Arachnida; Sarcoptiformes; Oppiidae
Source: the annotation of a GenBank genome assembly
AUGAGCGAACCGACGCUCCGGUGCGGCGCCGACGGCUGUAAUGAAAAGUUUUUCACUCCGGGUCUACGACGGGGUCAUCAGAUCGCUGUUCACAAUAGGAAACGGCUUAAACAUAAACCGAAACGAGAGCAAGCGUGCGAUUGGCCCGGAUGUGAAUGGAUGGGAAAAGGGAUUAAUGUCCAUAAACUCGUCCAUACGGGUGAGCGACCAUUUGUGUGCGUUUGGCCCGAUUGUGGUAAGAGUUUUAAAGAUAGGAACCGAUUGAGAGAUCACAUGAAUAUCCACAACAAUGUGCGCCCAUAUGUGUGUCAAUGGCCCGGAUAAGACAAUCAACACUUCCGGACAUUAUCUCAACGAUUGGAUCAAUUGAGUGAUGAAACGUAUGGAUCGGUUGUCCUCAACAUUAAGACUGAAUUUAAAGACCGACUGAAGAGUCCAUCAAAUGAUCGACAAAUGAGACAAAGAUAUGAAACACAAGAAGUGAAUCAAAGUAUUGACGAUAACAGCGAUGGCAUGAAUGAAGACAUGUUUGACAAUAAAUAUUCAUUAAAUUCAAUGACUGAUGAAAUACAGACAUUAAUAAACAACACUUCAAAACCAUCGACAUCUCAGUCAUCACAAGUGAUGGUAAACGAAGACAUCAAUAGAAAGAGUAGUGAAGACUCGAUGGAAAUGCCAUCAAAACAAUUGAUGUCUAAAUUGUUGGCACAAAAUAAGACCAAAAGAAGGUGCGAUAAGAUAUUCUCUCAUAAGGCUAGACUCGACUGUCAUUUAUUAAUCCACAAAAAUGACAAGAAAUUUAAAUGCGAUUACAAAGACUGCGAGUACACUGGCCUUACGAAAUGGGCUCUACAAUAUCAUAUGGUCUCCCAUUCGGCCAACAGAUCUACGUUUGACUGCCCGGUCGACGGAUGCCGGAAGUCAUUCAAGACAUCCGGUGGUCUUAAGAGCCACUCGCGGACUCAUCUGAGCGAACCGACGCUCCGGUGCGGCCGCGACGGCUGUAGUGAAAAGUUUUUCACUCCGGGUCAACGACGGGCUCAUCAGAUCGCUGUCCACAAUAGGAAACGGAUUAUACAUAAACAACGAAAGCGACGGUGCGAUUGGCCCGGAUGUGAAUAUUUGGGAACUGGUGUUAGUGAGCAUAAACGUGUCCAUACGGGAGAGCGACCACAUGUGUGCGUUUGGCCCGAUUGUGGUAAGAGUUAUAAGGAUUUACAGCGAUUCAAAGAUCAUAUGAAUAUCCACAACAAUGUGCGCCCAUAUGUGUGUCAAUGGCCCGGAUGUGAGUACUCGGCCACUUGUUUUGAGUAUUUAUAUAGACAUAAGAACCCACUCUUGAGAUGUUGUGUCAGCGACUGUCAGAUGAUAUUGGGAUCAAGUGAUGACGUGUCUAAACACUUAGAUCUUCAUAUAUCUGAGCCGACCAUUGAGUGCCGAACCGAUGGCUGUAUUGACAUGUUUUGCACUGAAGAGCAACAGAUGAGACAUGAGAUGAUAAUUCACGCCAAAAGAGGUGAUAAUAAAGACGUGAAUAGAGGGCCGCAAACAGUGGCGAACACGACAUCAGUGUUGACAACAUCUCAAGAAAUGAUUAGAAGGAAAGCGAGAGAACUGAUAGAACAGAUCCAAUCACACGAACCCUUCACUCAAGAGAUCUCUAAAUUGGAUAAAGACUGCGAUAAAGCCAUCGCUCGGCCGAAACCUUUGGCCACCGAUAAUAGUAUUGACCCAAACGUUGUGACAUAUAUUCCCGACCGACUCCAGAGCGGAUCCAAUGGACAACAAAUGAGACCACUAGGAGUUAGACAAAGAAUGUUUGACACAAUUCAAUGCUCUGAAGGCGUGUCUGUGUUUCGAUGUCUUGUCAGCGAUUGUCUGAUGAUAUUUACCACAGAAGAGUGUUUACAAAAACACUUGGAUUUACAUACGACUGAUCCGACCAUUGAGUGCGGAUACGAGGGAUGUAUUGAUAUGUUUCACACGAGAAACCAAUUGAACAGACAUUGGCUGAAGACUCAUAGCCUGAAUGCGAGUCACUCUAAGUAUCAGAUGCUUAAUAAACAGUUUAGAUGUGAUGUCAAUGGAUGUGAUUAUCACACCUGUAAUGAAAGUAUUUUCAAAGAUCACACGAAUGGACACAAAAAUGUUAUUGAAACAGAGAAUCCACUGAAGAGUGCGUCAAAUGAUCUACAAAUUGAAAUACAAGAAGUGAUGCCAACAAUGGAUGACAACAACCAACACGUGUUUGAGAGCCCAGUCUUCAGGUGUGGAGUCACUGACUGUCAGAUGAUAUUCACAUCAAAACAGCAUUUGUAUCAACACUUGGAUCAACACAUGAAUGAUCUCGACUUGGGAUCAGAUGUCAACGAAGAACCCGAAGAUAGUUGUGUGGAACCGAUGAAUACAGAAAUGCAGACACUAUUGAACAGUACUUCAAAGCCAUCGACAUAUCAAUCAUCACAAGAGAUGGUAAACAAAGAUAUGAUUGGAAAGGGACAAUGCGAGUCCGACGGCUGUGACCAUACGUUUCGUACGGCAAUGCAAUUGAUUAGACACCGAUUAGAGGCACACAAACUGCCGGCAAACUAUGGCGUCAAACGCUGUCAAUGGCCCGGAUGUGAGUACAUGGGAACCGAUCGGUCUCACAUACGGCGGAAGCACACCGGCGAGAGACCCUACCCGUGCUUAUUGCUCGCGUGUGGUAAACGCUUUGUAUCUAACAGUGACCUCAAAAUACAUAUGAAUAUUCACAACAAUAUUAAACCGUUUGCGUGUGAGUGGCCUGAAUGUGGUCAACGGUUUGCAACUAAAGGACAAUUUAAUAGUCACAUGAAUGUCCACAACAAUGUGAGGCCGUACGCGUGCGAUUGGCCAGGGUGCGGCAAACGCUUUUUAGCAAGUGCACUUCUUAAAUAUCAUUUGAAUAUUCACAAUAACGUGAAGCCAUACGCGUGCGAUUGGCCCGCGUGCGAGUACAGAACCGCGUAUUACCCGAGUGUUCACUUACAUAAACUACAAGUCCAUAAAAUGUAUGGACACAAAUACCCGUGCGAUUGGCCAGAAUGUGGUAAACAGUUUGCAAAUAAGCAAACACUCGGAUAUCAUAUGAAUGUCCACAAAAAUGUUAAGCCCUAUGCGUGUGAUUGGCAUAAAUGUGAGUACAGGUCAACCAAUCACUCCAGUGUCCUGAUACAUAAAAAACAUGUCCACACAAAACAUAUGAACACCGGCGGCCAUAAUAAUAAAAAACUGUUCGCGUGUUUAUGGCCUGAAUGUGGUAAACAGUUUGCCUCUAAACCGACGCUCACUGACCACAUGAAUGUCCACAACAACGUCAAGCCGUAUGCCUGCGAUUGGCCUGAAUGUGACCCAGUCUUGAGAUGUUGUGUCAGCGACUGUCAGAUGAUAUUGGGAUCAAGUGAUGACGUGUCUAAACACUUAGAUCUUCAUAUAUCUGAGCCGACCAUUGAGUGCCGAACCGAUGGCUGUAUUGACAUGUUUUGCACUGAAGAGCAACGGAUAAGACAUGAGAUGAUAAUUCACGCCAAAAGAGGUGAUGGCGUGAAUACAGCGCCGCAAACAGUGGCGAACACGACAUCAGUGUUGACAACAUCUCAAGAGAUGGUCAGAAGGAAAGCGAGAGAACUGACAGAACAGAUCCAAUCACACGAACCCUUCACUAAAGAGAUCUCUAAGUAUUGUCUAAAUAAAUCCGAAAGAGAGAAAUGCUUUCAUUUCAAUACAAAUGAAUUUAUUUGUCCCAUAAAUGAGUGCCACAAGAGUUACGAAACGGACGAUUCAUUUCGCGACCACUUCUUCUAUUAUCACUCCAGAAGAAUAGAUAAAGACUGCGAUAAAACCAUCGGUGAGAACGUUGUGAUACUUAUUCCGGAUCGACUCCAGAGCGGAUCCAAUGGACAACAAAUGAGACCACAAGAGGUUCAACACGAAGUUAGACGAAGAAUGUUUCAAACCAUUCAAUGCUCUGAAGGCGUGUCUGUGUUUAUAUGUCUUGUCAGCGAUUGUCUGAUGAUAUUUACCACAGAAGAGUGUUUGCAUAAACACUUGGAUUUACAUACAACUGAUCCGACCAUUGAGUGCGGAUACGAGGGAUGUAUUGAUAUGUUUCACACGAGUAACCAAUUGAACAGACAUUGCCUGAAGACUCAUAACCUGAAUGCGAGUGACUCUAAGUAUUUGAGUGAUAAUCAAAUGAUUAACAAAUUGUUUAGAUGUGAUGUCAAUGAAUGUGAUUAUCACACCUGUAAUGAAAGUAUUUUCAAAGAUUACACGAAUGGACACAAAAAUGUUACCGAAAAAGAGGAUCCACUGAAGAGUACAUCAAAUGAUCGACAAAUUGAAAGACAAGAAGUGAUGUUAACAAUGGAUGACAACAACCAACACAUGAUAGAGAGCCCAGUCUUCAGGUGUGGAGUCACUGACUGUCAGAUGAUAUGCACAUCAAAACAGGAUUUAUAUAAACAUUUAGAUCUUCAUAUGACUGAUCCGACCAUUGAGUGCGGAUACGAGGGAUGUAUUGAUAUGUUUCACACCGAAAACCAACGAAACAGACAUCAAAUGCAGAUUCACGACAAUAGAGAUGAUAAUCAAGACAUGAAUCCAAAUCUAUUACAACAAUCUAAUCAAGAAGUGAAUCAAAGUGUUGACGACUCGUAUAACAGCAAUAGACUGAAGUUGGGAUCAAUUGAUAUUUGUGUGGAAUCGAUGAAUACAGACAUGAGUUCAGUGACUAAUGAAUUGCAAACACAAGUGAACAGCACUUCAAAGGCAUUGACAUCUCAAUCAUCACAAGAGAUGGUAAUAAGUAGAGCCCGAGAACUGGUCCAACAAAUCGAAACGUUAGACUCCGAGGCCUUCAAAAGUUACGGAACCGACGAUUCAUUUCGACACCACUUCUUCUCUUUUCACUCCAGAAGAAUAGAUAAAGACUGCGAUAAAGCCAUCGCACGGUCGAAGCCGUUAUGCACUGGAAGUGUAAUUAACCGAAAUGUUGUGACACAACUCCAGAGGGAAUCCAAUGGACAACAAAUGAGACUAAAAAAGGCCCGAAAAGAAGUGAUGCGAACAAUGUUUGACAAAAUGAAAGGCUCGGAUGGCGUGUAUGUGUUUCGAUGUCUGGUCACCGAUUGUCUGGACGUGUUUACCACCGAUGAGUGUUUGCAAAACCACUUGGAUUUACAUACGAGAGAUCCCACUGUUAAGUGCGGAACCGAUGGCUGUAAUGACAUGUUUUGCACCGAAAAGCAACGAAUCAGACACGAGUUUGUGGCUCACAAACGGCCGCCCGAAGCGUGCAAAAAGCGCUGCCAUUUCCCGGGCUGUAACUAUUUUGGCCACAAUUUGAACAGGCACAAAUGGUUCCACCUGAGGCCCUACCCCUGCCAUUGGCCCCAAUGUGGUCAACGGUUUGCCUCACAAAAAGCACUCGAUCUCCAUAUGCAUCGACACAACUAUAUUAAGCCAUUCCUAUGUGUUUGGCCAGAAUGUGGUCAACGGUUUACCACACAAAAGGCACUCAACGUCCAUAUGUAUCGACACAACAAUAUUAAGCCAUUCCCGUGUGUUUGGCCCGAUUGUGGCCAACGGUUCGUAAAUAAAAGUUCACUCAAAGCGCACACAAAUAGACACAACAAUAUUAGGCCGUUUGCGUGCGUUUGGCCCGAUUGUGGUAAAAGGUUUACCGCUAAAACACACCUCAAUAAUCACGUGAAUGUUCACAAUAACGUGAAGCCAUACGCGUGUGAUUGGCCCGCGUGUGAGUACAGGACCGCGCAUUCGGCCAAUGUUUGGAUACAUAAACUACAAGUGCACAAAAUGUCUGGACACAAAUACCCGUGCGAUUGGCCAGAAUGUGGUAAACAGUUUGCAAAUAAGAAUACACUCGGAUAUCAUAUGAAUGUCCACAAAAAUGUUAAGCCCUAUGCGUGCGAUCGGCCGGAAUGUGAUUAUAGAUCAGCCAAUCGGCCGAGUGUUCUGAUACAUAAAAAACAUGUCCACUCGAGUGACGCCAUGAAAACGGUGUUUGCCUGCCAUUGGCCCGAAUGUGGUAAACAGUUCUCCUCUAAACCGACGCUCACUGACCACAUGAAUGUCCACAACAACGUCAAGCCGUAUGCCUGCGAUUGGCCUGAA